AACUAUCAUAAAGAUACAAACCUUCUUGGUGAAUUAUCUGAUAUUUCAAACCCAAAGCAACUUGAAGAAGAGCUUUGUAAAUACUUUACUGUAUGCUGUAAGACUAAUGGUGACGAAUAUUCUGUCGCAUCACUUCAAUCUGCAAUUAAUGCAUUAAAUCGGUAUUUUAAUGAUGAGACAAGUAAAUUAAAACCAAUUGACCUAAAUGACAAAAAGGCACACCCUGAUCUUUGGUGUACAUUAAAUGGAAAAAUUAAAACGUUGUCUUCAAGUGGGUUUGGGGAAUCAAAUGGUUCUGAUGCUUUAACAAUUGAUGAAGUUCAACAAAUUUUAUCGUAUUCUCAAACAUCAAGACUUAAUCCCCAAGGAUUACUAAAUAGAGUUUUCUUUUUUAAUGCACUUUGUCUUGGUCUACGUGGUGGAGAGCAUUUUUUAUUAGAACUUUUUUCUUUUAAAAAAAAAGAUUCUGGUGGUUAUGAAGUUAAACUUUACCGAUCAAAAACAAACCAAAGAAGUCUUGAAAGUCCUGGUGUAGCAGAGACAUUUUCUAUUCCACCAAUCUUUGACAUUGCAUUCUUUAAACGACUAGUAAUAUCAUGUGAUAUUGAUAUUUCUGGUCGGAAGAUUACUAAUCAAACUGGGCGCAAAACCUUAAUUCAAAUUCUAAAAGCACUUGGAUUAUCUGAUUAUGAAACAAUGUCAAUUUCAUGCCAUAAAUCAUUAAAAGGAUUAGCAUCUUAUGAACGUCUGAUUAAUCAUGUACAAGAACUUGAAUAUAAAGCUUUAGAUAAAGUGAUUAAUUAUGAAAAAAGUCAGUCACAUAAUAAGCUAACACAAAUGAACUUGUCUCAGAAUGAAUCAAUUGAAGAAUUUAAACAACUUCUUAGUGGUGCCACGUUUAUUAAUUCUUCA
This is a messenger RNA of Cetraspora pellucida, 912 nucleotides long. Lineage: Eukaryota; Fungi; Glomeromycota; Glomeromycetes; Diversisporales; Gigasporaceae. The record is from the annotation of a GenBank genome assembly.